Molecule: messenger RNA, 2710 nt
Organism: Populus euphratica (Euphrates poplar)
Lineage: Eukaryota; Viridiplantae; Streptophyta; Magnoliopsida; Malpighiales; Salicaceae
Product: TPX2 (targeting protein for Xklp2) protein family
Exons: 9
Coding region: 338-2281 (647 amino acids)
Source: RefSeq, a predicted model, not a curated record
GAAAUCUAUCAAUCAAACAAACAAGAUUCAGACACACAAAAACAAAGAAGAGAGAUUCAUCCCCCUUUUCUCACUGACUCUGGAAAAAAAGUCUCCUUUCUCUGCGAAGAACUGAUUGCCUCUUACUCUUACUCACCCAAUUUGCCUUUCUUGCUUGAAAUAUUGGAAUGGACCCAUUUGAGCAUAGAGUCUAGUUUUCAAAAUUUAAAGGGAGACUACGACAGACUCUUCUGGCAAAGCUCUUAAAUACCUGCUGUCAGUAGAGAAGGGUUUUGAAUUAAAAAAGAAUAUUUUUGCUGGUAGGAUUUACUUUCUCUGUAUAGGCAAAGAAGAAGAAAUGGGAGAAUCAGCUUGUCUUUUGAGAUCCUUUUCUCAUCCAUCUAGUGCUUCCAGAGAAGCCAGAGAGGACAAUCCAAUUCGAGCGCUGACCGAAUCAAUCUCAUUCGGGAGAUUUAUGUCAGAAUCUUUGGCUUGGGAGAAGUGGUCAACCUUUAGUCACAAUCGCUACUUGGAAGAAGUUGAGCGGUUUUCCAAGCCAGGUUCUGUUGCCCAGAAAAAAGCAUAUUUUGAGGCUCACUACAAGAAGAGGGCUGCCAUGAAAGCAGCAGCCUUGCUUGAGCAAGCAAACGCGGCAUCUAAUGUUCCUGAAGUAGAAGCUGCAGACGAGGCUCUCAAUAGCUCUCAUGUUAAUUCGGAGCUUCCCAAAGAAACCAAUGAUGUGAUCAUCAAUGAACAAGAUGAGGGGAGUGUUGAUGCUGGCCUAAUUCAAUCCUCUGAUGCAAAUGCAUUUUAUGCUGACGAGCGAAAGGAUAAUUUACAACAUGCGAAGGUGGAAGGAAAUGAAGAGGUGAGAGAAAAAAAUAUUGUGAUGGAAAACUCCAUUCUGGUGGAAAAUGUAAAGGAGAACGAAAAUGCCGAAGACUCUGGCAUUAUCGUGGCCAAAUCGGAAGAGAAAAUGCCCAAUAAGGUAAGUUGCCAUUCCAAUCAGGUAGCUGCUGAAGAGGAGAAUGUGACUUUACCGAGUAAUGAAAGGCAAUCAAAAUCAUCGAGUCAGAGUAGAGCAACAAUACUCCUCAAGUCUUCAGCCAAACUUCCGAGUUCCGCAAGACUAAGAGCUGAAACAAAGGAUACUCCAAACGGCAAGAAGUCUGCUGGAGAAUUGCUGAAUAAAAAGAGAGUAACUCCGAAAUCUAUCCACAUGUCAAUUAAUGUUUCUUCUCAUUUUCAAGACACCAGUGAAAGUUCUCUUAGAGUAUCUAAAUUCAGGCCCGCUACUCCAGAAAUUCCAACCAAGGUCGCAAAUGCAAAGCAGAUUGAAAAUGCUCAGGACAGUGACACGGCCAGUAAGGUAAGUUGCCAUUCCACUCAGGUAGCUGCUGAGGAGGAGAAUGUAGCUUUACCAAGUAAUAAAAAGCAAAUGAGUUCUUCAUCAAAAUCAUCUAGUCAGAGUAGAGCAACGAAACUCCCAAAGUCUUCUCCCAAACUGUCAAGUUCCACAAGACUAAGAGCUGAAACAAAUGCAACUACAAACAGUAAGAAAUCUGCUGGAGGAUUGAUGGACAAAAAGGGAGUAACUCAGAAAUCUAUCCACAUGUCAAUCAAUUUUUCUUCUCGUUUGCAAGACACCAAUAAAAGUUCUCUCAGAGUAUCUAAAGACAGGUCCGCUACUCCAGAAAUUUCAACCAAGGGAUCUGUUUAUGGUGUAUCAAAGCUUCUUCCUUCAGUAUUUCGGCGUUCACAAGAUAGAAGAACUAAGUCAGAGCUCAACAAGUCAGUUUCAGGAAAAAUGACAGCAGGUGGAAUAUCGCAGAUCCUCUCUUCAGACUGCUCGAAAUCUUCAAGUGCAAAGGGAAGCAAAUCACGACCUCCACUUAUCUCCUCUCCAUUUAGCUUUAGAAGUGAUGAAAGAGCGGCAAAAAGAAAAGAGUUCUUUGAGAAGCUUGGAGAGAAAAACAAUGCAAAGGAGGACACAGAAAAAAAGCAUCUGCAAGCAAGACCUAAGGAGAAGGCAGAAUAUGACAUUAAGAAACUACGGCAGAGUGCUGUCUUCGGGGGGAAGCCAAGAGAUGACUUGCAUCGAGGAUUGCGGUCUCCAGAAAAUUCAACGAUGAAGAUCCCAUUGACUCGACCUCGAUCACCGAAACUUGGGAGGAAGUCAACCUCCAAUGUGGCAAGCUCCAAGCCUGUUAUCCAGAGAAGUAACCAUAGCUCAACUCGCUCAAUCACCUUGCUACCAGAGAAGAACACACAUGAGAAUGCUUCUCCAAAUAUCCAGCCGUGAGCUCCUUGUAUACGAGGGUGCCUCUUAUGAGCAUCUGAACUGUGUUGUGUAUGAUCAACCCAGCUAGUGAUUGUGCAGAUUUACAUUUCUACACGCUACGCAAGGAAAAUAAUCCAUUGAUGGCACUGUAAUUUUGAUGACAGCAUUCAACAUUAAGGGCCAGUUUGAUGCUUUUGCUGCGGUGCAACGCGACUCAAAAACAAAUAUUGCCUAAGUAUAAUUUUAUACCAGUCAUUUUUUCUGUUUCCUUGUGGAAGUUGAAUAGUUUUGGCGAUAUGUAGCAUGUUGAGGUUUGACAGUAGAAUCGAGGGGAUCAUUCUUUCAUUACAUGUUGAAAGAUUGGCACUAUUGUUUCAUGGCCUGCUAUGUACAAUUAGCACUAUAAAAUCUGUGUAUAUUCUCAAUUAUUAGCUUAGCAUCACUUUGUUU